Messenger RNA from Rubroshorea leprosula, 3973 nucleotides. Lineage: Eukaryota; Viridiplantae; Streptophyta; Magnoliopsida; Malvales; Dipterocarpaceae. The record is from the annotation of a GenBank genome assembly.
AGCAAAUCCUUCAUUCAAUUUCAAGCUUCCUGCAACUCUCCUUUGUCUUAAAGAAGAAGAAACAAUCUCUCUCCUUCUCCUUCAUUGUUUCCACUACUUCCCCUAGACACUGAAGAGUAAAGGAGGCAAAGAGAGAUUCACAAAAAUGGAGUUUGCUUUUGUCUCUCAAGCCAUGUGAGCUUCCUGACAUUGUUCCAUUCUUUCUCUCUUCUUUUCUUCUCCUUCCUCUUUUGUUCUCUCUUUACGCAUUCUCCGCACCGAGUCGGUGAAUCACUGAGAGUACUCGAGUUCACAGUCAAUGGCGUCUUCUUCUCGAGCAAGGAGUCAGUCGCCAUUCUCGCACCGGAAGCCGUCGACUCCGUACUCGUCCACUUCUUCGUCUUCGUCGUUUAUGGGCAAUAGGUUGAUGCCGAGGACCUGUUCAUCCUCUGCGUCGUCGUUUUUAAACUCCGGAGGGGGAUUCAGUUCCCGAUCCAUGACGCCGACUCGGUCAAGGUCAGAUUCGAUGUUCUAUGGUCAGCGUAACUACGGCGAUCGUACACCGGUGGCUUACGCGCCGGAGGAGUUAAUAGCGGAGCCGCUGGAAGCGCCGAGGACUUCAGAUAGUAUUUCGGUUACGAUUCGAUUUCGGCCGAUGAAUGAGAGGGAGUUCCAGAGAGGGGAUGAGAUAGCGUGGUAUGCUGAUGGAGACAAGAUUGUGAGGAAUGAGUAUAAUCCAGCUACGGCUUAUGCAUUUGAUAGAGUUUUUGCCCCCCCUGCGACUUCUCAGGAGGUAUAUGAAGUAGCUGGUAGACCUGUAGUGAAGGCUGCAAUGGAAGGUGUUAAUGGGACAGUUUUCGCCUAUGGUGUUACAAGCAGUGGGAAAACACACACAAUGCAUGGAGAUCACACUUGUCCUGGUAUUAUUCCAUUGGCAAUAAAGGAUGUCUUCAGCAUCAUACAAGAUACUCCAGGAAGAGAGUUCUUACUCCGUGUGUCGUAUCUUGAAAUCUACAAUGAGGUGAUAAAUGACUUGCUUGAUCCAACUGGUCAAAAUUUGCGCGUUAGAGAAGAUGCCCAGGGAACUUAUGUUGAGGGUAUAAAGGAAGAAGUUGUACUGUCUCCUGGUCACGCACUUUCUUUCAUUGCUGCUGGGGAAGAACAUCGUCACGUUGGUUCAAAUAAUUUUAAUCUGUUGAGCAGCCGAAGUCACACCAUAUUUACACUUAUGAUUGAAAGUGGUGCUCAUGGUGACGAAUAUGAUGGAGUGAUCUUCUCUCAACUUAACUUGAUUGAUUUAGCUGGAUCUGAGAGUUCAAAAACUGAAACAACUGGACUAAGGAGAAAGGAAGGAUCUUACAUCAACAAAAGUCUUCUAACUCUUGGAACUGUAAUAGGAAAAUUGAGUGAGGGCAAGGCUUCUCAUGUUCCAUACAGAGAUUCCAAGCUUACCCGUCUUCUGCAAUCUUCAUUGAGUGGGCAUGGACAUGUUUCGCUUAUUUGCACAGUUACACCUGCAUCAAGUAGUAUGGAGGAAACUCAUAAUACAUUGAAGUUUGCGAGCCGGGCAAAGCGGGUGGAAAUAUUUGCCUCACGUAAUAAGAUUAUUGAUGAAAAAUCAUUGAUUAAGAAAUACCAGAGAGAAAUUUCAAACCUCAAACAAGAACUUGAUCAACUAAGGAAGGGGAUGAUUCCUGGUGUCAAUCAUGAAGAACUUAUGAUCCUGAGGCAACAGUUGGAGGAAGGUCAGGUGAAAAUGCAGUCAAGAUUGGAGGAAGAAGAGGAAGCCAAAGCUGCUCUGAUGAGCAGAAUCCAAAGGCUCACCAAGCUUAUACUUGUUUCCACUAAAAAUACCCUCCCUGGAUGUUUGAGUGAUGUACCAAGUCAUCAAAAGAGCCAUUCUGUUGGUGAGGAUGAUAAAUUGGACACGUUGGGAGAUGGUUCUCUGCUCGUAGAUGGUGAGAAUCAGACAGAUUCAUCUUCUGCUACGGCACUUACUUCAGAUCUAUCAUUUGAUUUUAAACACAGAAGAUCAUCCAGCAAGAGGAAUGAUGAACUCUCGCCAACUAGCAGUACUGUCACCGAGUCAACUCAGGCGGGUGAACUUAUCAGUGGCUCUAAACUGAUAGCAGGUGGGAUGACAUCAGAUCAAAUGGAUCUUCUUGUUGAACAAGUCAAGAUGCUUGCUGGGGAAGUGGCAUUCAGUACUAGUACCUUGAAACGCCUGCUGGACCAGUCUGUAAAUGAUCCUGACAGCUCAAAAGCUCAGAUAGAAAAUUUAGAAAAGGAGAUUCAAGAAAAGAGGAGGCAAAUGAGGGUUUUAGAACAACGCAUAAUUGAGAGUGGUGAGGCAUCAAUUGCUAAUGCAUCUAUUGUUGACAUGCAACAGACAGUAAUGAGAUUGAUGACUCAAUGCAAUGAAAAGAGUUUUGAGCUGGAGAUAAAAUCAGCAGAUAAUCGUAUCCUUCAGGAGCAACUGCAGAAUAAGUGUGCUGAGAACCUGGAAUUACAAGAGAAGGUCAACCUCCUGGAGCAGAGGUUGGCUUCAUUUUCUGGUGAUAAAUCAUCGCUUUCUUUUGAACAAGGCACCAAUGAAGAUUAUGUUGAUGAGUUGAGAAAGAAGGUUCAGACCCAGGAAUUUGAGAAUGAAAAAUUAAAACUAGAACAUGUUCAGCUUUCAGAGGAAAAUAGUGGGUUACAUGUACAAAAUCAAAAACUGGCUGAAGAAGCUUCUUAUGCAAAGGAACUGGCUUCUGCUGCUGCUGUUGAACUGAAGAAUUUGGCUGCUGAAGUGACAAAACUCUCAUUACAGAAUGCAAAAUUAGAGAAAGAGUUGUUGGCUGCUAGAGAACUGGCACACUCUAGAACUGCUAACCAAAGUAUUAAUGGUGUUAACCGAAAGUAUGGUGCUGGAAGGAGGGGGCGGCUCUCUGGACGUUCUACUGAUAUUUCAGGUAUGGAUGACUUCAACUCAUGGAAUCUUGACCCAGAUGAUCUGAAGAUGGAGCUGCAAGCUAGGAAACAAAGGGAGGCAGCUCUUGAGGCUGCCUUAUCUGAGAAGGAAUUCAUAGAAGAUGAGUACAGGAAAAAGGUUGAAGAAGCAAAGAGAAAGGAGGAAGCACUGGAAAAUGAUUUAGCAAACAUGUGGGUGCUUGUUGCAAAGUUAAAGAAAGAAGGUGGUGCAAUCCUUGAGUCUGACACUGGUGAAAGACACAGUGCUGUUGAUCAUGUUGAGGGUACAAAAACAAAUCAUGCGGAUAGUAAUUUUGCUUUAAAAGAGACACAAGUCUCUGAUUUGUCAAAACCAGUUGAUGAAAUUCCCAAGGAAGAACCUCUGGUUGUUCGCCUUAAGGCUAAAAUGCAAGAGAUGAAGGAAAAAGAGCUCAAAUCACUGGGAAAUGGAGAUGGCAAUUCCCAUAUGUGUAAAGUAUGUUUUGAAUCACCAACUGCAGCAAUCCUUCUCCCAUGUCGACAUUUUUGUUUAUGUAAAUCUUGUUCACUUGCUUGUUCUGAGUGUCCAAUUUGCCGCACAAAGAUUGCGGAUAGGCUUUUUGCAUUUGCUUCUUGAUACUGCCAUUCAUACUCUAGAUGAAGGCUUUACGAUCUUCAUCGAUGGCUAUUUACUGUGUGAUAGCUGGUGCUAUUCUUUAAUUAAAUUUGCCUGUAUGUAACUGUUUCAGAAGUAUAUUAAUAGCUAGUUUCUGUUCCUCUCAAAUCUCGGCGAGGGGCUGUAAAAUAAGGGGGUUCAAAAGUUUAAAAAAAGGGGUAGAAUCAGUACGUAUAUUCAAAAGUUUCAGUUGCAAAGUGUUACAAUGCUUUAAGACCAUGCAGCGAAAUGUAUGUGAGCUGUCUCAAAAUCUUCAAUUGUUAUGUACAUAAACAAGUAUAUGCCUUUGUAUGAAGCAAUUUUACAUGCCAUGACCAAACCAUCCCUUGAUGUCUUUGUUUUUUCCACUUAUUGGCCUUUUUUGUAUAUUAAAAAUACUUUCUUUUU